This is a messenger RNA of Platichthys flesus (European flounder), 2876 nucleotides long. It is a transcript of the gene lmcd1, whose product is annotated as LIM and cysteine-rich domains 1. Gene Ontology annotation, molecular function: zinc ion binding. Lineage: Eukaryota; Metazoa; Chordata; Actinopteri; Pleuronectiformes; Pleuronectidae. Bases 184 to 1317 code for a protein of 377 amino acids. The transcript is spliced from 7 exons. The record is from RefSeq and is a predicted model, not a curated record.
AAGUCUAGACGGUUGAAUUCGCUGUGGGCUGAGCGGAGCCGGCAGAGCAGGAGCGCCUGUGGGCGGGGGGAGAGGAAGUGUGGUCGACAGGAGAGGAAUUUAAAGUCCCAUUGUUCUGGAGGAGCAGAGGCAGAGAGCACCAGAGGAGCCGAGGAGUCGAACCGCCGACACAAGCCGGACGACAUGGACGUGAGCUCAGCCAUGGCAAAGAUGUCUCUGAAGCAGACUGCAGGAGGAGCAGGAGGUGCAGGAGGAGCAGGAAGAGCAGGAGGAGCAGGAGGAGCAGCAGCAGCAGUGUGUCUCGUAUGUAAAGAGAGCUGCUCUGGAUUUCAGCCACAUUCUUGGAGGAAGGCCUGUAUGGCCUGUGGCUGCAGCAUGGUCGACCACGCCCCGGGAGAUGACCUUGAGGAUGACCAGCGAAUGGGACGCCUGCUCGCAGACUCACCCUGCUCCCACUUGACAGCGAAGGUCAAGGGAGGUGGCGGCCUUCGCACGUACAAGAGGAACCGUAUGAUCGUGACAAAUCCGGUGGUGUCACGCAAAGACCCGACCUUCAGCACCACAACAUACGACUGGGCGCCGGCUGGCUUCAACCAGAAACUGGCCAUGACGUACAUGGAGCUUAUCCCGGAGAGUCUGCGUCCGGUCUCGGGGACUGAUGGAGCGUUGCAGCGACGCCGGCAGCUCCUCAGCCAGCUCCCCGCCUACGACCAGGACCCCAUGAAGUGUCAGAGCCUGACCAGUGAGGAGGAGAUUUCCUCCAUGCUGCUGUUUGUGCAGAACUACAAACAGGAAGUGCUCGGAGUCGGAGAGGUGGCCAUACCUGGCGAGGGCGGAGCUCUGAGGGAAGCAGCCAACCAGAGGACAGCGAAGGAAGCGAAGGAUAAGAAAGACGGUCUGGAGCACCAGGACCAAGGCUCGACCAGUAGCAGCCCUUCCUCUGCCACUGGUUCCACUAACGGCACCGAUAACACCAAGACUGAUCAUCGGUGCUCUGGCUGCCACGGCGAGGUCGCCUCUGAGAGCCCGGCUGUUUAUGCUGAGCGUGCGGGUUACCAUGGCGCCCUGUGGCAUCCCAGCUGCUUCGUGUGUUCAGAGUGUGGCCAGGGAUUGGUGGACCUCGUCUACUUCUGGUCCAAUCAGAAGCUGCUCUGCGGGCGGCACUACUGUCAGUCGGUUUGGCCGCGAUGCUCCGGAUGUGACGAGUUGAUCUUCUGCCAGUCUCUCCAUAAAGCAAAAGAUGGACGGACAUGGCAUCUUCAACACUGCUGCUGCUGGAAGUGUGGACAAAACCUGGAAACCCCCUGUCAGCACUGAGACACUCACACAGUUUUGAUUCGACCCGAUUAUUAGCUUGUUUUAUAACAAGUAAUGAAUAAAUAAUGGAGAAUAAUUGUAUAAAAUGUCCACGUUUAUGAUACUAGACAUUUUGUUGACUCCAAAGUGUUUAAAGUACUUAGAGAAGGAGUUUGUAGAUUUAUUAGCACUUGGAGUUCUCACAGGGACGGGAACCAGAUGUUCUGUCUCAGACACAAACUGAAAGUCAGAGCAGCCACAGAAAACAAACGAGUCACAUGGAAUGAGACAUAUUAAUCAUAAACAGUAUGUAUUUUAAAAGGGAUAACAAAUCAUUUGAUUAGAUACAUUGUUAAACAAUUUUAACUUUAUGUCCAUUUGUAAAGUGUCAUUUUCAUUAUUAUCUUUUAUGGAGUCAAAAGAAAAAAGUUAAUAUAAAAAAGAUGGUUGUUGAUCAUAAUAAUAAAAUAACUCUUACUCUAUGUUUGCAAAAUUGUGGCUAACUGAGAGUUUAUUGUUAUGUUAACAUUAAUGUCAGUAAAACAAAAACUAAAACCUAAAACAAACUGUUAAUUUUAAAUUUCUUUAAACUCCUUAAAUUUUAGGUUUGGAUUUGUGCAGCUUUGUGUUUCAAGUUUUAACAUUUAUUUCAAGGAGAUACAAUCUUAUUGUUUAGCUCUAACCUCAGAGAACUGGAUAUUUAAAUGGCUGGAAAAGACGUAACACUAAUUAGCAAUUAGCUAUAAUCGUAGCCUGCAUAGCUGAAUGGUUUUUUUUAUGUCAAGCCUCUGUUUUUUAACUGACGUUUGGUUGUGUGUUGAACUAACAGAACAAAAAGUUUAAAAAGUUUGAUUUUACGACCCAUCGAUAUGUGAUUUUCUUUAUAUUUAUUCAACAGUUCAAUGUGUUAUUUGAGUUAAACUGCAGACUUGUUUUAUCUCUCUCAUAUGGAUCUCUGCUGCUGCUUAAUGCUGCUUUAUUCAGGUUGUAUCUCUCAUUGAGGUUCAUAUUCUAAACCCAAAAAUGUAUAAUCCUAUGUGUCAAUGAGGGUGAGAAGAAUGUGUUGAGGGAAAUAAAAGUUUCUGGCCAAAAAUAAUCACUAAAAACGAGCGAGCCAGAAAUAAAACCGUCCUUACACAGACGGUAGCUUUCAUAAUUUCUAAGAUAUAUUAAUCUCAGCUAAUACUUGCUUCUUCUUUUUUUUUUUAAUCCUUCCUUUACUUUUCAAACGGAUUGCUGCUAAACUGCUAACUCUUCAGAAACGAUGACAAUUUACUGUUUGACGUGAUUUGCUUAAGACGUAGCAUAUGCUAUGUUAUUGAAGAAAUAAUGCAGAAAGUAAAAUCUUUUUGGAAUAUUGAUUAUGGUUCCAUCACGUAUGAAGAGAAAACCUCCUCGCCCCGGCCAGUGAUGAAAUGUUACGUGCAUGAUACAUUUUUUGUUGACGAACAUUUUUCUUCACCAGCUUUGGACAAAUGUCUCACAUUUGUCGGAGGGAAGAAAUUUUUCUGCCGAUCAUGUUUUCACAGAUGAUACAUUCAGAAUAAAAAGUUGAUUAUGACCGAUCAGCCUGUUUUCUG